AUGGACGAAUUGGAAAGGUUGCGUCCAGUUGGACGAUUGGAACAAUAUUCAACAGCGCGCCAUCAAGUGGGGUUCUACUUGAAUGUUGCAGUAUCAGCAACGUACACUCUCCCAAAUUCAUUCACAGCCCCUAUCAAGGACUAUGUGUAUCAAGCAUGCGAAGCCGCAAUCGCAGAGCACCCGUCGUUAUCCGCCAUUGUGGCAGAUGAUCAUACGCAAGACCCGUACUUUGUCCGGCUACCGCAGAUCGACUUAGAUAAAGUUGUUUCUUUCAAGGUCCGGCAGCCUAGUCUGCUAGGCACAGAAGCUAAUGGUGAACCAACCCCUGAUCUGGACCUGCAAGCCCUCCUGGCGGGGCAGCACAAUCUGCCUUUCAAAGCGCUGGAUCCGCUGUGGAGAUUGUGUAUUCUCCAAGAUACAGGGAAUAAACAGCAUUUCACUGCUGCUUUUGUAUAUCACCAUGCCAUUGGCGAUGGGACUUCCGGGAAAGCAUUUCAUCAAACCCUCCUGCGAGCCUUAAGCGCUGCUCCAUCAGAUGAUCCUAAAACUGUCAUCACGCCGCCGCAAAAGAGCAUGCUUCCUAAUAUCGAGACCAUCCACUCAAUGAACCUCUCCAUGUGGUAUCUCACCAAGAAACUCUUCCAAGCGAAGAUCUACUCGCGAAGAGAUGAGGGAUUAUGGACAGGUGCCAAGAUCCGCAAACCAACACAGACACGGCUACGACUGGUUCCAUUUUCUGAAACUAUAGUUACGGCAUUGAGACAUCUCUGUCGUCAGGAAAAUACAACUAUCACUGCGUUCCUGCAGACCCUCGUCGCCCGCUCACUCUUCACGCAUCUCCCAGUUGAAUACUCAAAGCUGAAUUGCAGCGGAGCAUUAUCUUGUCGGCGCUGGCUACCAGAAUAUAUUACGGACGACAGCAUGGGCGUUUGGGUCCAAGAUUACGAGGAACAAUAUACACGUGACGCCACGAUCCCUUCAUCGGAUCAUAUGUUCCCCUGGGCUGAGGCUCGCCGGUCUCGGAAUACUAUCAAUUCGGUUUUGAAGAUGAAAGGGAAAGAUGCUAGUAUCAAUCUCCUUCAAUUCGUGGAUGAUUAUCAGCAGGAAUUGUGUCUUUCCAAGGUCGGCUUAGAGCGCGAUAAGAGUUUCGAGGUUUCGAACAUUGGGGUUGUUCCUCCUCAGACAGAUCCUGCUGUGCCUGAUAUCCAGGGUAUGGUCUUUUCCCAAUGUGCUAGUGUGAUGGGUAAUGCGCUCCAGGUUUCUGUUGUUACUGGUGGUGAUGGGUGUUUGGUGCUUGCUAUUUCUUGGCAGGAGAGUGUUGUUGAGGUUGGUCUUGUUAAUGCGUUCAUUGAGUCAGCUAAGGGUGAGAUAUAUCGUCUGACGGGGCGGGGCUAA
Messenger RNA from Penicillium antarcticum, 1395 nucleotides. RefSeq lists its product as uncharacterized. The transcript has 2 exons. The coding region runs from base 1 to 1395 and encodes 464 amino acids. Gene Ontology annotation, molecular function: N-acetyltransferase activity. NCBI's taxonomy places the organism in Eukaryota, Fungi, Ascomycota, Eurotiomycetes, Eurotiales, Aspergillaceae. The record is from RefSeq and is a predicted model, not a curated record.